AUGCACAGGGCGCCCCCUCAGACGUUCUACGCCGGGUUCGGGCGCAAGGCGUUCCGCUUGAAGUCGAAGGCUUUCUUGCUCACGUUCAAAUCGCUGAACUUCUCCGACGGCGCGGACUUAUGGAGGGAGUUCGUGGGGCGGGUCAAAGGCCGGGUUCAGGCACGCGAAGCGUCCUUCUGGAGCGCUGCCAUGGAGCGGUCGUUGCACUCGUGCAACGUUGGGCGCGCGCAUUUGCAUGCGCACAUCAGUUGGCAGAAGCCCGGGACGAAAGGUAUUGACCACACCAGGACUGAUUCGUGGGUGUUCAAGAACACCCGCCCCCGCGUCGACGUCGACAGUGAGAUGCGCGGGCCGCGCCACUGGGUCAAGGCGACGCAGCGGGGCCACUUCUACUGCUCCGUGCGCAAGGGGGGCGCCGUGUACACGGACACGACCUACCCCCCCCUCUACAAGCAGCACAAGCUCGGCCACGACGCGUACCUGCGGCUCUCGGCGAAGCUGCGGGACGGCCACGACAGGGAGCAGGUGCAAUUGAAGGCACUCCCAUUAAAGCCGCUGCCGCCCGAGAUUGAGCUGUGGAAGAUGAGCUACGAGGAGGUUGAGGAGCGCUACAAGAUGCUUGUGCUCCAUGGCCCAUCUCGAACGGGCAAGUCCUGCCUGGCCCGUGCCCUCUUUGGGACAGACCGCACCAUGGUCGUAGACGUCCAACACAAAGACCACCCAGACAUGCAUGGGCACGAGCGGCACCGCCAUCUCGCCGUCCUCAUGGACGAAGUGCAGAGCCCGCACUUCAUUGCCGACAACAAGAAGCUUCUCCAGGCGCACGUGGACGGUGCGAGUCUGGGCCAGUCGGCUACGCAGUUGUACACGUACGAAGUUUUCCUGUGGCGCACUCCGAUCAUCCUCACCACAAACAAAUGGGACUUGUCGACAUUGACAGUGCUAGAGAUCGAGUGCAUCGCGAGCAAUUGUGUGUCGGCUUACAUCGGCGAGCCCGUGUACGCCGCAGCCAGGACGCCCCCCUGCGACCGCUCACCCAGCCGGAGGCGCCCCAUGGCCGAGCACACGCCGCCUGCGUCUCCAGGGCAGAAGCCGCUUUUCGCCAGCCCGAUGUCGGGCCCUAUUGACCAGGACGCCCUCCGCCAGUUCUGGCCGUCGGCCCCCGCCGGCCGCCUCAGCCCAUGGGAGGUCGUCGAGGCGCUCGGCCUUCGCGAAGCGAGCAAGGAGGUGCACGGGGGCCAGCCGAACAUGGAGUGGGUCGCCGCGCGGCUGACGAAGUCAGGCGGAGGCGCGCCCGCCAGGGCUGCGGUGCACACGCUGUUCACUAAAAUCGAUGGCGAUCCGGAGUGGUUCCCGGGGAGGCACUCGGGCGCGAAGCGGGGCCCGAAGCCGUUGCUCACGGCGGCCAAGCGCCGCUGCAUAGCCGCCUCGGCGAUGGCGGCGAAGAAGCGCGACCAGGAGCCCUACGUCGCCGCGGUGGUCAUCGCCUGCCCCGCGGCGACGCUGAAUCCGGGGGCGGGAAAGCCCUUCUGCGACAAGAAGAUACGGGAAGUGUUCACGAACGAUUGCUAUGACUUCGACCCGGAAUACCCGUGGAAAUUCCAGCGCGCGAUGCAGAAAGUCUUCCUGCCGAAAGCCGUCAAGGAUCACCGCCUCGCCAUGACCCGCUACCUCCUCCGGCACGGGCAGUCGCCAGCCUGGUGGGCGCAGCAUGUGGUGUGGUUCGACCCUUGCGCGUCGAUCGUCCCUGGGCCCCAGAAGCAGCAUGACCAGAUGCGCCGGGCGUUCGAGGGCAGCAAGAGGUACAUCUCGGACGACGCGAAAAUGCACUCCCCGAACUGGCUCGGCCCCCCGACGGCGCUGAAGCAGCGGCAGUAG
Prorocentrum cordatum is the source of this 1878-nucleotide messenger RNA. NCBI's taxonomy places the organism in Eukaryota, Dinophyceae, Prorocentrales, Prorocentraceae. The record is from the annotation of a GenBank genome assembly.